AGCAUGGCCAGGCAGCAGCAGUACUCGCGCUAUCUCCGCCAGCUGCGGCAGGAAUUCAUUGAGUAUUGGAAACAAAACACACCGAGUAACGGCUCACCGACUGAUUUCGAAAAAGGUAGAAUUCUAGGUACUGGUGCUUUUGGCAUAGUCUUCCUUGUAAAACAUGUUGUAACAGGAAAAUAUUAUGCAAUGAAAAUGCUAGAAAAAGACAAAGUUAUAAAACAAAAACAAGUUGAACAUAGUUACUACGAGAAAAAAAUAUUAUGCGGUUUAAAUUUUCCCUUUGUAAUCUAUAUGAAAUAUUUCUUUAAGGACAACGUGUACCUGUAUUUUGUUCUGCCUUAUAUAGCCGGGGGAGAGAUGUUUUCUCACUUGCGCAAGAUGGGUAAAUUUGACGAAAAUGCUGCAAAGUUUUAUGGUGCUCAAGUAGUUUUAGCUUUAGAGUACCUGCAUGCUUGUGAAUUAGUGUAUCGUGAUUUGAAGCCGGAGAAUAUAUUGAUUGAUAAAACUGGUUACAUUAAAAUAGUUGAUUUCGGAUUUUGUAAGUUCCUACAAGACAGGACCUGGACGCUUUGCGGCACUCCGGAGUACUUAGCUCCAGAAAUUAUACUGAGCAAGGGUUACGGCAAAGCCGUGGACUGGUGGUCGUUCGGGAUUUUGUUAUAUGAAAUGAGUGCGGGACAUCCGCCUUUCUUCUCGUCGGACCCCAUGAGGAUCUAUGAGAAAAUCGUCAUCGGAAAAUAUAGAUGUCCUGAUCACUUUUCUCUCAACUUAAUAGAUUUAUUAUCUCAUGUUCUCCAAGUGGAUUGCACUAAGCGUUAUGGGAAUCUGAAGGACGGAGUAUUCGACAUUAAAAAUCACAAAUGGUUUCAAGAAAUCGACUGGGAUAGUCUUGUGAACUGUCGAACGCAUGCUCCGUAUAAACCUAAAAUCCGAUCGGCGUCUGACGCCACCAAUUUUGAUACAUAUGACGACGUGAAGCUUGAAGAAAGUCCUGUGUGCUUGUACGAAAAUGAAUUCAAGGACUUUUAAGCGUCGUUUUAUUAU
This is a messenger RNA of Cydia fagiglandana, 1047 nucleotides long. RefSeq names its product cAMP-dependent protein kinase catalytic subunit beta-like. Gene Ontology annotation, cellular component: nucleus. The coding region runs from base 4 to 1032 and encodes 342 amino acids. Gene Ontology annotation, molecular function: protein serine/threonine kinase activity; ATP binding. The record is from RefSeq and is a predicted model, not a curated record. NCBI's taxonomy places the organism in Eukaryota, Metazoa, Arthropoda, Insecta, Lepidoptera, Tortricidae. Gene Ontology annotation, biological process: protein phosphorylation. The transcript has a single exon.